Messenger RNA from Trichoplax adhaerens, 876 nucleotides. RefSeq lists its product as uncharacterized. Bases 1 to 876 code for a protein of 291 amino acids. The record is from RefSeq and is a predicted model, not a curated record. The transcript is spliced from 14 exons. NCBI's taxonomy places the organism in Eukaryota, Metazoa, Placozoa, Uniplacotomia, Trichoplacea, Trichoplacidae.
AUGAGAUUUUUAAAAUCUGUAAAAUGCGAAGAACUCAUUCCUCCUAGCUCCAAAAUUGUAACCCUGGAUACCAAGUUAUCGAUGAAAAAAGCUUUCUUUGCACUAGUCGCUAACGAAAUACGAUCUGCCCCUUUAUGGUCAUCAUCAGAACAACGAUUUGUUGGAAUGUUGACAGUGACAGAUUUCAUCGAAAUUUUACGCCAUUAUUAUAAAUCGCCUUUGAUUCAAAUUACCGAACUAGAAGAUCAUAGGAUUGAAACUUGGAAAAGUACGAAUAGACCGUGUUUAUAUGAAGCUGUAAAAUAUCUUACUACCCAUAAAAUUCAUCGAUUACCAAUAAUUGACGAGACUACUGGUGCAGUUCUGUAUAUUAUAACACAUAAACGGCUUAUUAGGUUUUUAUACCUACACUUUCCAGACAUGGGAUUUCCUUCAUAUAUGAGUCAAACAGUAGAGGAACUUCGAAUUGGAACGUAUGAAAAUGUUGCCAUGGUAUCGCCAGAUACACCUCUAAUAGUGGCCCAUAACAUAAUCAUGGAGCGUAGAAUUUCCGCACUUCCAAUUGUCAAUGAAGCAGGUAAAGUCAUGGACAUUUAUGCAAAAUUUGAUGCAUUAAAUUUAGCAGAGGGUCGCUCUUACAAUAAUCUGGAUGUUACAGUCAGACAGGCCUUAGAGAAAAGAUCGUCUACUCUUGAGGGAGUUAUUGUUUGCUAUCCUAAUGAAACCUUAUCUGCGGUCAUUAACAAACUAGUUGAGAAGCAGGUGCAUCGUUUGAUUGUCGUCGAUAGUCAACAACAUUGUAUGGGUAUAAUCUCCUUAUCAGAUUUGAUGAAAUUCUUAGUUUUACGCUCAUCGGGUACUAAUUUCUUAUGUUAG